GAUCCAUAACUUCGUAAGACUGUAUAACUUAAUGUUUAAAUGAAUCUACGAGUAUAUCACUUUUUUAAUUUAAAUAACUGCAGAAGUGUUAGGGUUUUGCAUAUGAGCAGUGUUUUCAAGCUUUCGUAAGCGUAUUCUGGGAAGAGGAAAGGAAGGCAGGAGGUGCGCAAAUUUUGACGGAGUUUGCAGGAAGAGAAGAAAGAUCAGAAUGAAGGUUGUGGCGGCUGUAUUGCUCGCUGCGUUGGGCGGCAACUCCUCCCCUUGUGCAGAUGACAUCAAAGGCAUCCUCGGAUCAGUUGGAAUUGAUUGCGAUGAUGAGAGAAUAGAGCUUCUGUUGGGUCAGCUGAAAGGAAGGGAUUUGGCAGAAGUAAUAGCUGCAGGAAGAGAGAAGUUUGCAUCGGUUCCAUCAGGUGGUGGGGUGGCAGUUGCCGUUGCUGGCGGCGGUGGCGGCGGUGCAGCUGCAGCGGCUGCUGCCCCCGAAGCCGAAGCCAAGAAAGAAGAGAAAGUCGAAGAGAAAGAAGAGUCUGAUGACGACAUGGGCUUCAGUUUAUUUGAUUAGGGUUUGCCAGGUGCAUCAGAAUUAGAGGGAAUGGAGAGCAAAAUUAGUCUCUUUUGAGUUUAUGCCUAUUCUAUGUUCCUUAAAUUUUUUAUCCGCUUCAAUUUUUUUAUUGUGUACCUAAAAAAUGCAGUUUCCGGUUACUUUUCACUCUCAACUCUUGUUUAAAUGGGAAUGAAAAUAUAUUAUUAUUCUGCCA
Cryptomeria japonica (Japanese cedar) is the source of this 755-nucleotide messenger RNA. RefSeq names its product large ribosomal subunit protein P2A. Bases 209 to 559 code for a protein of 116 amino acids. Lineage: Eukaryota; Viridiplantae; Streptophyta; Pinopsida; Cupressales; Cupressaceae. Gene Ontology annotation, cellular component: cytosolic large ribosomal subunit; ribosome. Gene Ontology annotation, molecular function: structural constituent of ribosome. Gene Ontology annotation, biological process: cytoplasmic translational elongation. The transcript has 4 exons. The record is from RefSeq and is a predicted model, not a curated record.